AUGGCUGCCAAUCAGCACGUUUAUCACAUCAUUCUCAUUAAGACGAAGCCUUCCACCACGUCCAUACAAAUCGACGAAUGGGCAGCUGUAGCUAAGAGUAAUGUUGGCAAAAUUCCUGGCCUUCUUUCUUCUCGCAUAGGAACUCCUCAAGCGCCGCUGUCUACUGCGCGGACAAAAGGCUAUGAAGUUGGUGUCGUCAUGAUAUUUGAAAGCGCUCAAGCUCUCGCGGACUUUGGAAAGAAUCCCAUUCAUGAACUGAGCGCCAAACUAAGCAAGGAGUUUGCUGAAGAUCGACUAGCAUUCGACUUUUUCGAUAUGCCUUUAUCGUGCUGA
This is a messenger RNA of Clonostachys solani, 333 nucleotides long. Lineage: Eukaryota; Fungi; Ascomycota; Sordariomycetes; Hypocreales; Bionectriaceae. The record is from the annotation of a GenBank genome assembly.